GAUUUUUUGUUCCAGCAGACAAUGUUGAGAGUAAAGGAUCCUAAGAAGUCACUGGAUUUUUAUACAAGAGUUCUUGGAAUGACACUGCUUCAAAAAUUUGACUUUCCUACUAUGAAGUUCUCGCUCUAUUUCUUGGGAUAUGAAGAUAAAAAUGAUAUCCCGAAAGAUAAAACUGAGAGAACAGCUUGGACCUUCUCUAGAAAAGCUACACUUGAACUGACACACAACUGGGGCACUGAAAAUGAUGAAAAUCAAUCUUAUCACAAUGGCAAUUCAGAUCCCCGAGGAUUUGGACACAUUGGAAUUGCUGUCCCCGAUGUCUAUAAAGCUUGUAAGAGGUUUGAAGAACUAGGAGUGAAAUUUGUGAAGAAACCAGAUGAUGGUAAAAUGAAAGGACUUGCAUUUGUUCAGGAUCCUGAUGGCUACUGGAUUGAAAUUUUGAAUCCCAACCACAUGGUGACUCUCACUUAGUUCUGUUGAAGUGUAUUACAUAAGAGAUGCGCACUUUCAGUCCCCUGGAGAAAAUCUGCAUUUGUGAAAUUCUAGCUUAAUGGAGAGGAAUCAGUCAUGUUCAGAGUCUCCUUUAAAGUUAUCCCCUGGGACCUCAAUGUACUUGAAUUCCUUUUUCCUUGUCCUGUGAUGCCACUGCAAUUUGCUUCCAGUUAGGAAUACUCAGCCAUCUUUUGGAAGAGCACUUACACAGAUUAUUCUCUUGAACGUGAUUAUGUUAAUAUUUCAAUGAACACUCUUGAAAGAUA
Molecule: messenger RNA, 758 nt
Organism: Tauraco erythrolophus (red-crested turaco)
Lineage: Eukaryota; Metazoa; Chordata; Aves; Musophagiformes; Musophagidae
Source: RefSeq, a predicted model, not a curated record